GGCUCUCUGCUGCCACCCUUCCAUCAGAAGGAGUUUCAGCGAUCAUCAUGAUUGGGUUGCCCGCUUCCGCCAAAGACUAUGGUCAGAUUGUGGACUAUAUUUCGCGAUCUGGGUCCACCACAACAGCUUCGCUGCUGCUGUCGGCUUUUGAAGAGAAGGCCCUAGGUGCUUUGGCCACCGACGCAUUGGUUGCCUCGACCUCCCCUGCAGAGGUCCCAGAGGACGAUCCUGGCAUUCUGGAGGAGCUCAAUGACAAGCUACAGGCGAAGGCAUACUUCUCAUGGCUGAGGCACUACGCGCUGAACCCGCUGCUACAAGAUAAGCUCCGGGCGGUGCAGGAGGCCAGUCGCUUCGCCGAAGCCAUCGGCGCCCUCAGCGAAGGACGACCUCCAGCCCUUGCGCCGCGCAUGCUGGCAGACAUGGGUAUCGAGGGGAUCGCUGAUGAUGCGCUCAACGUCGCUGAAACUUGA
Molecule: messenger RNA, 470 nt
Organism: Symbiodinium necroappetens
Lineage: Eukaryota; Dinophyceae; Suessiales; Symbiodiniaceae
Source: the annotation of a GenBank genome assembly